AUGCAUAGAGCUACCAGCACCAAGUGCAUCAUGUGGCUUGCAUCGUGGCCACUGUGGCUCAGCGCAAUCGGCGUCUUCAUGUCGGUCAACUACCUGAUAAACUACCCCCAGUGCACGAUGACGGACCACCUGCCAGGGACCAAUGGCACGUUGCUGGCGAGCACCAGCCAUAAGUACCCCAUUCGUGCACCGGACCACCUCUUGUUCACCAAAGCCUUCCUUUUUGGUACGAAGGAGUUCGCAACGAGCACCUUCGAAACGAAGGCAGUCGAAGCCAAGGAGGCUUUCGGGCCCGCAACCGACCCGUUGAUCGAAAGCAAGACCGCCUUCGAAGGCAAGGUUGAAGGCGACCGGGAGGGUCCCUUGUUAAUCCACGCGGAUGUGUACUUACCGUUGUCAUUUUUGGAGCGUUACAUUGAGCGCGGUGAGCGGGCGCCAUUCACAGUCUUUACUGCAACACGUUACAACCGUGCGACGCAGGUAAUGUGGCCCUUUUCGAUCUUGCCGAUAUGGGGCCAGAAGGCCGGCACAGGUCGAGCGGCUGUUUUUAGUUGGCCGCUGACGCGUGGGUUGUUGCGGAAACAGGUCCCAUCGGUCGUCGUGGAUGCACGGGGCAGCGGCGGAUCAGGCGGUGUGCGAUUCGUGGACCUGGACGACCGCGAGGUGGCGGAGGUGAACGCGGUGGCGCGGUGGGCAGCCGGAGGUUUCUGGACUGAACGCUUUCUGGCGGCUGGCGGGAUCAGUUACGACGGCAUGACGGCGCUCAAGAUGGCGACACAUGCAGACGCCGCCAUCAACGUGACCGUAGGUCUGUAUUCGCCUCUUGCCCCCGUGACCGACUUGUUGCAGCUCGACGGUGUCCCAUGCUCUUCUUUCCUGGACGACUACGACUCGAUCACGCGCUCGUUCGAACGCCGAGGUACCCCCGCCGCACACUUUGUCCGUGCCGUCCUGCGCGGCCUCACGCCCUUCCACACCGCCGCCGGCUUCCUCAACGUCUUCAACCGCGCCCUCCCGGCCGCCGGCUUCGAACUAGACCUCAGCCUCCGCCCCCGCUCCUGGUCCAUGAAAGAGCAAGCCGAAAGCAAAAUGUUCAUCACCGACCGCAUCGUGCUGCAGGACGGACGUGUCACCCCCAUCGUCAACGCCGGACUCACCCACGCUGACUACCUCGCACUCAUUCACAAACGCCUCCCCGCCUACUACGUCUUCGGCGAAUGCGACUCCUCCGCCUUCCGCAUCGGUGAACGGCUGGAACACCUCUACCUCGAACACGUCUACCACGACCACGACCAACACCUAACAGGUGACACUAACACGGACGUCCCAUUCACGCGCAUCGUCUACGGCCCCUGGGCACACGGCGGACGCCGAGGCUGUCUCUCGGGAGGUGGCGGCAGCUGGCCUUGUGCAGAAGACUACAUCUACGAUGAGUUCAUCGAGUUCAUUCGGCGCGCCAAAAACGGAGACCGCGGCCUGCGUGUCCUCCGCUGGGAAAGCAUUGGAGACACCGGUCGCUGGCUCCUGAGCUCUCAACCUGCCGCCCCGUCCUCCAGCUCGCUUCUUGGCGCUGCCCAUUAUGGCAUGGGCGACACUGGCUCCUUCCUUGCGCCGCUCGUGCCCGUCCGACCGAAAAGGGAACUACUAGCUACCGAACUAAGCAACGCAGGGGAACAUCGUGCAGGGGAACAACAUACGGGGGAACAAGCGACCAGGGAGGAGCCGAGCGAGAAGCAGCCGAGUGGGGUACUGGAGGAACGGACAGUGCUGCCGAAGCAGGUGCUAGGAUGGAUCGAUCCCGAGAUUGCCUGGAUUAGGGCGCGGGAGAGGUUCAGUCUUGCGCGCAUGUUCCGAGGCGAAUACGUCGCUAAACCCUUCCUGCCCCACUGCAGCAAUCUUUGGUGCAGUUUCUACCACAAGUUCCGUCUGCCCGGCCCGCUGCUCUACGACUUCCGCACGCACUGGGCCAUGAAGGACUUUUACGGACUGGCUUACGACGUCUCUGACUCAGUCACCUACCUCUCGGACGCGUUCCGGCGGGUGUUCGAACAUAACACACACUCUCCUAGAAAGACUGAGAAGAAACGCAUCACGAUUAGGAAUAACACGUUGGAGUACCUGGAGGCUGAGCUGCCCGAAUGGACUACUGGUCGCUACAGUCGAUGGGUUAUCGUGCAGCACCUGCUCAGGUUACCAGUGGAGUACUCCAACACCAAUCCCUAUUCUCCAGCGUCUCUUCCCUCCAUUGUCGUUGAAACGUUACCCCUGUCGGACGACAUUCUCAUACACGGAUCUCCCACAGUCAGUCUCCGGCUCCUACUCACCGAAGAGGAUCUUCCUCAUGCAGACGAGCUUGUGCCCCUGACCGAGUUUGUGUCCGAGUUCGAGUCCAGCGAGAGCAAAGGCAAGGAGCGUGCAGCAGGCAAGGAGCGUGCAGCAGGCAAGGAGCGUGCAGGGGACCGUUUUGUUUCUCCGAAUGAGCCCUCGAGCGGACAAUGCCGCGUCGAAAUUCCAUAUGGCAGUCCAGAUGAGGAAGGCAUGGUGUGUCAUCCGCUCGAGUCCCGUGUGCAGAAGGACAUGUUGGUCUCUGCCGUGCUUCACGUUCGCGAGCCGGACGGGCGUCUUCAUUAUAUCACUGAAGGCCGUUUAUUGCUGAGUAUGAAGGGCAAGCACGACGUGGAUUGGGCAUUGACGGACGCAUAUGUAGCGGAAGAGUUGGCACACACACACCCAGUAACUCGGCCGUACGGCCGCGACUUCGGCAGCACGGACCAUCGGUUUCCUUCGCAACUGUUGCGAGGCGAAGUGCCCGCAGAUCACGGCAGCGUGGAGAACCCAAACCUCGGGAACCCAAGCCUGCUUCUGCCGCCGCCAGCCGUGGUGAUUGACGCACGCAUCCUACUGGAGUCCGUCAUACGCAGAAUCCCACACCACAGCCGUCUCGUGCUGACCCUCUUCGGACCAGAUCGAGACAACUUCCGAUGGGACACCAUUGUUGACAGAUAUAAACGCCACUCUCGCGAUCACGGCAACCAGGCCUUCUCUCGCGUCGAGAAACUGACCUUCCUCAAGCUCCUCACCAAGGUCGACCAGACUCCCACAAUCCCGCUCGUACUGUCACUUCCCAAGGGACUAACUUCUCAAUGA
Messenger RNA from Gregarina niphandrodes, 3147 nucleotides. RefSeq names its product X-pro dipeptidyl-peptidase, S15 family protein. The transcript has 2 exons. Gene Ontology annotation, molecular function: hydrolase activity. The coding region runs from base 1 to 3147 and encodes 1048 amino acids. NCBI's taxonomy places the organism in Eukaryota, Apicomplexa, Conoidasida, Eugregarinorida, Gregarinidae. The record is from RefSeq and is a predicted model, not a curated record.